Molecule: messenger RNA, 1508 nt
Organism: Lindgomyces ingoldianus
Lineage: Eukaryota; Fungi; Ascomycota; Dothideomycetes; Pleosporales; Lindgomycetaceae
Exons: 1
Coding region: 61-1464 (467 amino acids)
Biological process (GO): regulation of DNA-templated transcription
Molecular function (GO): zinc ion binding; DNA-binding transcription factor activity, RNA polymerase II-specific
Source: RefSeq, a predicted model, not a curated record
GAAGAGGAGACAAUAAUAUUAGUUACAAAGUACCACAUUUGUACAGAAGUCUCAUGUUCGAUGAACCACUGUUUUUCCUUCAUCAUGCUUGAUCGGGAUCAGGACGCAGAUAUCGAAGAUGGACUACGGUUAGAAGAUGUCAGUCGGCGGUCAGCGUGCGAUCGAUGCAGAACGAUGAAGACGCGCUGCGAGCGAUCUCACCACCGGGGCAUUGCACAACUGCAACAAUGCCGACGAUGCAGAGAGGCACAGGUACGAUGUAUCACAACUCUUGAGGCACAGCAGAGUCGAAAUGAAGAUAUGGACAAGCCGAUCCAAAGGAAUCGGAAACGGCCUCGAGGACCAUCCAUCGAAGCAAACCAAAAAUAUUCAGUGACUAAGACUCUCGAGAGCCUGGACGAGCGGCAUCAUGCCACACCACUAGAGCAUCGCCCUGAGCGUAUCACUUCUGAGAAGCCAUCGUCAUCUCCAAUAGCAGGUUCGCAGGGUGGACUAUUGUCAUCCCUUGAGAUCGACCGUCAAUGGCACGAACUAAGCAAAAUGGUAGAUUUAGGGGGAAGUACAAUACACAAUCUCGCCGAUGAUCAGACAAGAGCGACAGCCAUGCCGCCAACGAUCAAUGUCACCAUCCCCUAUGCGAAUCAAAACGCGGACAGUGGAACUUUCAUCGAGGCCAUGACCACCAUGUCCUCCGGAACUGUACAAAGUAUGCCCGAGGCGACGUCGUUUGACCAUAUGCCGCAGGAGACCCGCAGUCUGUUCUGGAAUAGCUUGCUCCCGCUCUCGUCGUCGGACCAAUCAGACGCACCAACGCCCCAAGUGGAAGCAAAUUGCACAAUCAUGAGCAGGCUGAUGGAAUUCAAUACGAAAGUCUCGCAUAAUCUCCGGGAAUUCAGGGAGGGAAACCGCCCCUGGAGCGACGACAACAGUAUGCUGGUGAAGACUCUGCAGCAUUCGGACGCAUUUCUCGAACUUCUAGCGAGUUUUACAUGCCCUGGGGUGGUGCUAGAUGGCAGUUCGCUGUACAUAGGAAGUGCUGGAUCCCGCCAUGAAGGCAGCACAUUGGGUCGCAGCGACAAGGUCGACACAGACGUAGCAUUGCAGUUGCUUUCAUGCCACAUGAAUGUGAGCAGCAUGUACGAAAUACUGUGUGUAGAGCUCACUAGGCCGCAUCUACGGCUCGAGGAGGCAGAGGCGCUAUCCGCGUUACGUCUGGAGGGCCUGCGGAACCUAGACGUAGAUAUGCGUGGUCAGGUGCUGUUGCAUAUCUGUUCGCUCACAUUUGUCAAGAUUCAGAAGGAGCUCGAGUUGAUUCGACAGCGGGGAAUGCUGACGCAGACAGCAGACACGAUAUUCGGAGUUGUACUUGGAGGAGGAAAUGUUAACGUUUUGAGCCCUCCAUUUGGCAUGGGACAGAUUGUAGAUAGUUUUCGUCGCCUGGUUAUGGCAAGAGGAUCAUCCUAGACUUCGAGCUUCCUCGCACAUCACCCUCUCGUUCCAAUCUCUCA